CACGAAUCUUUUAUUUUUUCAGCCCAAUGCGCAGAGGUGGGCACAGGAAUCUGCUUUGAAAAACACUCGUACUUCAUGUUCAAUAGCAACGGCAUGGGACCCAAUCUGCUCACGCUGUUCGUCAACGGCGUGAUCUUCCUGUCAGUCCUCGUGUUAUUGGAAAGCAAGGCUGCCAAAGUAUUGAAGAGCGCUUGGUGGCGACUGGUGGCUCGUUGCUCGCAUGGCAAAGGUAGUAAGACAACCCCCGCUUGGGAGUUAACACAGGACAACGACGUUGCUGCGGAGGCUGACUUAGUGCGAAAUGUGUAUGAGUCGCGUCAAGCCGGGGGUGGGUUGGAUGACUCUGCCCUGCUCGUCUCCAGCUUGAGGAAGCAGUUCCUGGGAGCCCCUCGGCCGGCAGUCAGUGGCGUGAGCUUCCGCGUGGCCAGAGGGGAAUGCCUUGGCCUCCUGGGGGUCAACGGAGCAGGCAAGACGACGACCUUCAGGAUGUUGACCGGGGAUGAGGAACCCUCUUCAGGAGACGCCAUGAUAGAUAACAUAUCACUUCACAGGGAUAAGAACAAGUUUGUGCAACAAAUAGGCUACUGCCCUCAAUUCGACGCUGUUCUUGGCGAGUUGACUGCCAUAGAGAUGCUGACGCUUGUGGGCAGGCUAAGAGGAGUCAGCGACGCACGGAUGAAGCGCCUGGUUAACGAGUUGGUGACUCUGGUUGGCCUCACGGAAUGUGCGCAGCGCCCUUCUUCAACAUAUUCGGGAGGAAACCGUAGGAAGCUCUCCACUGCCAUGGCGCUAGUUGGGUCCCCGCAGCUGGUGUUCCUUGACGAGCCGACCUCGGGCGUCGACCCAGCAUCUCGUCGUCGAGUGUGGACUGCCGUCACGAAAGCAAUCAACAACGGCCAGAGCGUGGUCCUCACCAGUCAUUCCAUGGAGGAGUGUGAGGCGCUAUGUUCCCGUAUCAUUAUCAUGUCUCGUGGAACCCUCCGUUGUGUAGGAACCACGAGCCACUUGAAGGCUAAAUUUGGCCAAGGUUACAGUGUCCAAAUAAAACUGAGAACCCAUGGCUUAUGUCCCAAGGGCGCUACAAACAUUGAAGAUGUCUACACAUCAAAGGUGCAGCAAGUAAAGAGUUCCAUCAGUUACUAUCUUCCUGGAGCCGUGAUUAUUGAUCAACAUAAGGGCAUGUUGUCGUAUAGGAUCCCAAGUAGAAUAUCGUGGGGGCGGCUCUUCUCCGUGAUGGAGGCGCUGAAGAACGGCAGACAACCCAGCGACCGAGACACUGACGACGUCGCCAGCCCAGUCGCAAACCCACAGGAAUCUAUCGUAGAGGACUAUGCGGCCUCAGACACCUCGUUGGAGCAGGUGUUCUUGACUUUUGCCAGAGAAGCUUCGGGUGAAAGCCAGAAUAAAAAUAUCCCUCAGGAAGUCGUCACGAAAUUGUGAAGUCAUGUCUAACUUUGUCAUAUGCCCGUGUUCUGCUGAUUGGCGGAAUGAUCGUGAAUGUGUACAAUGAAUGUUAUCUUAAGGUAUUCUUAAAUGUUGUUAUUAAAGAUAGUGACUUCUACAGCUUCUAGAAGAUACGUCAUUUUAGGACCUUCAGCUCCAUUAUAUAUAUAUAGAUAGAUAGUUAGAUAGAUAUAGAUAUGUGUGUGUGAGAGAGAGAGAGAAAGAGAGAGACAAACCCUGGUCAUCAGGUUCAUAGCUGGAGUGGCCUAAGUUCGAGACCUGGUCAGGGAGGGUUGUUAUUUAUCCAUAUCAAUGCAUCAUUGCAUUACUCAAUCUUUCAUAUGUUUAUCAAACUUCCAUGAUUACCUCGUAUCAUAACCAAAAUAUAAAAGGCAAUGCUCAUUCUCAUUUUGAAGCAUGGAAAUACAAAGACAUUUACCUUCAUUUCAUAAUCCUUAUAGAUGUUUGUCGAGUGAAUCGUCCUUGUUACUAUUUAUUUAGAACACGUCAAAGAGAAUUUACAUUAGAGCAGCGGUUUUCAAAGUUUUUGGCAUAGCUACCCCUUGGCACGGUUGCCAUCACCCCGACUCCAUUCCUCCUAUUUAGUCAUCAUUCCUUUGACAAAAAAUAAUAUUGUUUCUUUAUCAUAAAUUUGAAUUAAUGCAUCAUUGCUUUUGGUAAUAGAAUAUAAACAUUAUUUAUUGAAUUAUUAACUGAAAACCCAGUAUUGUUUGUCCUUCAGUAAAAUAUGAACGCAAUGGUCUGUAAAGCACAAGACAUAUAUUCCUCUUCCAGUCUGGCCCAAAAAGGAUUCAGUUUUUCAAUCUGAUGAUGUUUAUCCACUUCGGGAGUCUUAUCCUCUUUAAAUGCAAGAAAAUCGGACUUUGCUGCUAUGACACUGUCCUUGUUUAUUAGUAUUAUUAUUCAUUCAUUAUCAUUUAUUUAUGAAUGUACUUCUUCAGUCGUUAAUUCAUUCAUGAUUAUCAUUUAUGAAUCUACUCCAAAUACCUUUUACUUUUAGAAAGUGCCUCGUUGCCCCCAGAAUCGGCUUCAUUACCCUAGUAUUCGAGUGUAAGAGUUCCCUGUAGAAAAUCCAGAUAUAAAUUAAUGUGAAAGAAAAUGUUCGUUUUUUUAAUAAUAGAGUAAGACGAUGUGAAAGAAAGUGCUCGUUUUAUGAUAAUAGAGAAAGGCAACGUGAAAGAAAGUGCUCGUUUUAUGACGUUGAGGAUUUUUUUUUUUUUUUUUGAGAGGGAGAUAUCCCAGUUGUGAAAAUUAAGCAUAUUCAUAGUGCAUUGUUUCACCUUAAAACCGAGAGUAUAUAUUGAUGUAACCAAAGUUCAAUAGAUAAAUAAAUAAACAUGUCUUUUUUUAAA
Messenger RNA from Penaeus indicus, 2816 nucleotides. Its product is annotated as phospholipid-transporting ATPase ABCA3-like. The coding region runs from base 76 to 1440 and encodes 454 amino acids. Gene Ontology annotation, cellular component: membrane; intracellular membrane-bounded organelle. Gene Ontology annotation, molecular function: lipid carrier activity; ABC-type transporter activity; ATP binding. Lineage: Eukaryota; Metazoa; Arthropoda; Malacostraca; Decapoda; Penaeidae. The transcript has 5 exons. Gene Ontology annotation, biological process: transmembrane transport; lipid transport. The record is from RefSeq and is a predicted model, not a curated record.